Gadus morhua (Atlantic cod) is the source of this 2325-nucleotide messenger RNA. It is a transcript of the gene stmnd1, whose product is annotated as stathmin domain containing 1. NCBI's taxonomy places the organism in Eukaryota, Metazoa, Chordata, Actinopteri, Gadiformes, Gadidae. The record is from RefSeq and is a predicted model, not a curated record. The transcript is spliced from 5 exons. Bases 190 to 1110 code for a protein of 306 amino acids.
ACCUCUGUCACCGGGUCAGAUUUAUUGUAGCAACGGGCCUUAGUAACGCCCAGGAGUCCCUGGCGACAUGUGCCUUGUUCUCUCUCUCUGAAGGAAUGCGUCCGCAUCGCACGUUUCCUUUUCAUCGGAUUCCCUUGAAAGUAUUUUAUUAGGCAUCAUAAAUACCCUUUGUUCAUUAAACAAGUCAACAUGGGAUGUGGAACCUCAACAUCGACGGCGGUUGUACCAAUAGACUGUGAUGAGUUGACGAAAGAGGAUGAGACGGGGAGGCUUGGGUCUCGCGGGGACUCGGCGGUCUCCAAGGUGACGGCAGACAGCGGGGUGGUGGUGGAGAGCUCACUGGACCCCACGCUGCCUGGAGCGAUGCCCAGGAAAAUCCCUCCUCUGACGGGGGGUCUUCUCCAGGGCUGCGGCUCCCCUGGGGAGCGACCCCGCUCCAGUGAGAUCCUGGAGCAGCUGCUGAGCCAGGGCAUCAUCCCAGUAGGACCGCCGCGGGAGGGGGGCUCUGCCGCGGGGGGGGCCUACGACAUCACGCUGGAGGAUGGAGAGGUACCCAGGCAGAGACCUCCAGCCAGACUGGUGGCUCUGAAGAUCUCCCCCAGCAGAGACUCCAUCAACCACCAGACGCAGCAGGCCGAGGGGAGACACCAGCCCAAUGAAGAGGACCUCGAGGCUAGACUGAGGACCAAGUCGGCUCGGGUCCGAGCGCCUCCCGCCGUCUUGGCCGACUUCGAAGACCCAGAUCCCCAAGAGGACAAGCCUCUCCAUACAGCCGUCACCACCAUCGGCCCCGACCCCCAGGCCCACACCCAGGUCAGAGAGGCCAGUGAGGGGAGCGUCCGGGGGCCGAGAGAGGGCCCCGGGGAGGGCCGAGAGGAGGGCAGGGAGGAAGAGGACGAGCAGGAUGAGGACGAGGGACGAGACAGCCCAGGGAGGGAUGAGGAGGGGAAGGAGGCCACAGAGGGAGGGAUGUUGAGAGGUUGUGGGGACAGAGAGGUGGGCGAUGGUGGACCGGUCCAGGAUGCGGGGCUCCGGGUGGGACAGCUCCACACAGCAUCGGGGGACUUUGAGAGCGACCCCUCCUUCCAGAAUACAGACGACACGUUUUAACACCCGACAACUGAGUGUGUGUGUGUGUGGGUGUGUGGGGUGGGUGUGUGGGUAUGUCUGUGUGUGACUGAGUAAGUGUGUGUGUGUGCUUGGGGAUUGAUUUCAUGCCAUACUAUUUUGGGGAAUUCCGAAACCCUCGAGAGGUUAAAAGCCAUCUUAAGCAGAGCACUCACGUAACAAUAAAAUGCUCACACAGUCACUGCUACAAGACCAAAACAAUCAAUCAAUCAAUCAAUCAAUCAAUCAAUCAAUCAAUCAAUCAAUCAAUCAAUCAAUCAAUCAAUCAAUCAAUCAAUCAAUCAAUCAAUCAAUCAAUCAAUCAAUCAAGGCUACCAGUCACUUAAUAACGGUUCUCACAGAAAGUUGAGUUGGUAACAAUAUUUUUGAUUUCAUAACUAAAAUUGCGUGUUUACUUUCUCAAAUAGAAUAGAAAAUACCACAAUAUUGGUCACCCAUUUACAGUCCUACGUUGUACCACCAGAGGGUGCUCAACACACCAGUGGGGGCACUUAUGGCCAACUUUAUGUAUCACAAAUGGAUGGGCGUACAGCAUUUUUCCUGGCAUGCCAGUCUAUGAGGGGUGAGUAAUUAAUUGGUGAAUUACUAUUUUUCUAAACAUUGGUUAAACAAGAAACACGCAAUUUUUAAUCACAACUUUGGAGGAGCAGUAGAACCAAAUCAGUUGUACUGUCUUUGUGUAUUUUAACCUUUAGAUGGCGGCAAUCUCCCAAAAGUAGUCUAUGGCGUAGUUCCUCUUAAAGCAAGCCAUUACAGUGGAGAGUUACUACGGCCAAUUAGAAUAAACCUGUUAACCUGUCAAACAAUACGACUCCAGCAUAAACGUAGCUAAUGGGGAUAUUGGGAACCUUUUUUAUGUUUUAAGUGAAAGUCGGGCAGGAUUAUAAUAUAUUACCUCACUAUACUACCAAUAAAUUACCAAAAAUGAAUGUUCUAUUCUAUUAAAUUAUUCUAUUAUAUUAUAGCCUAGUUAUAAGAUAAACAUAAUUAAUUUGUUUGUGUUUGUUUUUGUUUUCCGAGGGGGCGCAGUUCUCUUAUUGGACACAAGAUGGUGCGGUUUCAAUUGAAGGGUUAUCGAUGCUUUACUUGUUGUAUUACGCCUCUAUUGAAAGCUGUUCAAUAUGUUUUUAUUUAGUUGGGACUAGAAGACAAAUUGUACAGUUUAUUCUUUAUCAAUAAAGCUCCUUUGUUUCUUCA